CAUCAACUCAAUAAACCUAUCCAGUCCAGAACCAGAUCAAAUUUCAUCCAAAAUCUUAUGCACCCAAAGGAUUUCUGUUAAUUGCCAUCAUGAAACUUAUUGUAGUUGGCGCUACAGGCUACAUCGGCGCUGGGAUCCUUCGUCAAGCCCUUACACGCUCAGACAUCACCAGCGUUGUCGCUGUUACCCGCCGAUCUCUCGAGCAAACCGCCGCGAAACUCCAAAACGUCAUUGUCCCGGACUAUGGUACAUACUCACCCGCGGCAAAGGAAGCUUUUGCCGGCGCAGGUGCAUGUAUCUGGACAGUGGGCGUGACGCCUUCUCACGCAUUUCGAAUGGACCCUGAAGAGGUGCGCAAGGUUUGUCAGGAUUAUACUAUGGUCGGCCUUGAAGCCAUGCGCUCCUCUGGCCUUGCACGGCCGUUUCGAGUAGCGUAUCUCAGCGCGGUGGCAGUUUCGCGGGAUGUCAACCAGAAUAUGUGGUUUGCUCCUGAGUUUAGACGUAUACGGGGCGCAGCAGAAAACCAAGUUAUCGCGUUUGCGGAUACCAGCGAUGGCGCGGUAGAAGCGGUGAUAGCUAAACCCGGAUCUGUCCCUGCUCAGGGUGGUAUGCUGGUUACUGCUCUGACAGCUAUAUCUCGAGGUUUAGGUAUUGGCGCCACUGAGGCCGUGGUUUUAGAUGAUCUGGCUAUUGUUCUGAUUGACCAGGUUGUUCAUGGAAUUGAAAAGGACCCGCUGUGGCCAGCGGAUUUAAACCGCUUGGCGCAACAAGUUAAGGAUAAGAAGGGCCUGAACUAA
Fusarium oxysporum Fo47 is the source of this 797-nucleotide messenger RNA. RefSeq lists its product as uncharacterized. Lineage: Eukaryota; Fungi; Ascomycota; Sordariomycetes; Hypocreales; Nectriaceae. The record is from RefSeq and is a predicted model, not a curated record. The transcript has 2 exons. Bases 90 to 797 code for a protein of 235 amino acids.